AGUUAAUCUGAUCCAAAGAUAUAAUGGCAGCAACUCUGAAGGCAAACAACACUUACAUUUUCCCUGAUGACAUAAGUAGCAGCGACUUCAAAUCAGAUUUCGUUUGGGGUUCCGCCACUUCUGCUUAUCAGAUCGAAGGCGCUGCAUUUGAAGGUGGUAGACAACCAAGCAUCUGGGAUGCUUUCUGCCUCAAAAAUCCUGGUGCCAUCGACAAUGGUGACAAUGGAAACAAGGCUAUUAAUGCUUAUUACAAAACCAAGGAAGAUGUGCAAAUGAUGAAGAAAAUGGGUCUAAAAGCCUACCGAUUCUCAAUUUCAUGGAGUAGAAUAUUGCCAGGUGGAAAAGCUAGCAUGGGCAUCAACCAGGAAGGUGUUGACUACUACAAUUACCUAAUCAAUGAGCUGAUAGCGAAUGGAAUUACACCAUAUGCCACUCUCUUUCAUUGGGACCUUCCCAAUGCCCUGGAGGAAGACUACAUGGGAUUUUUAUCAGAACUAGUUGUACUUGAUUUUGUGGAUUAUGCGGAGUUUUGCUUCUGGGAAUUUGGUGAUCGGGUGAAGCAUUGGAUCACAUUGAACGAACCGUAUACCUUUGCUGCGAUGGGUUAUGCUUACGGGACAAUGGCACCUGGGCGAGGAGGAGGAGGAGAUACCGAAACUCAGCAAGCCAUACUCGCAUCUGGAAAUAACCUUGGAAUUCGUAAUCGUGCAAGAGCUUUCAACAAUAAAGAGGCUGGGAAUCCUGCCACUGAGCCCUAUACUGUAGCACACAACUUACUCCUUUGUCACGCUAAUACUGUCAGACUAUACAGAGACCGAUUCAAGGAAAGCCAAGGGGGUGUGAUCGGAAUUACCUUAAACACACAGUUUUACGAGCCACUUGAUCCAACCAGUCAGGAUGACAAGGAUGCAGCCAACAGAGGCAUAGACUUUAUUUUCGGAUGGUUCAUGAACCCAAUAUUUAAUGGCAAGUACCCCCAAAGUAUGAUAGAUAAUGUUACAAAUGGCCGUUUGCCUGAAUUCACAGAUAAGCAAGUCGAGUUAUUGACUGGAUCUUUCGAUUUUCUUGGGUUGAACUACUAUACUGCUCAAUACGCCACCACUGCAGCACCAACUGAUGUCGUCUCCUACUUGACAGAUAGCAAGGUCCAUCAGCAGCCAGAUGAUCUUAACGGGGUACCUAUCGGACCACAGGGAGGUGUUUAUUGGUUUUAUUCGUAUCCACUUGGCUUAUACAAAUCGCUUAUGCAAAUCAAAUCUGAGUAUGGAGAUCCAACGAUAUAUAUAACUGAGAAUGGCUGGCCUGAUGCAAAUGAUAACGAUCUCAAACUUGAAGAAGCUCGUGUUGAUGAGAAACGUGUUAAUUAUUACAAUUCACAUCUUCAAAGCCUCAGAGAUGCAAUUAGAGAUGGCAGUAAAGUUAUGGGGUACUUCGCUUGGUCAUUGAUGGAUAAUUUUGAGUGGGCCUCAGGAUAUUCGAUUCGUUUUGGUCUGUUUUAUAUAGAUUACGCUCAUGGGAAAUACACCAGGUGA
This is a messenger RNA of Lactuca saligna, 1532 nucleotides long. NCBI's taxonomy places the organism in Eukaryota, Viridiplantae, Streptophyta, Magnoliopsida, Asterales, Asteraceae. The record is from the annotation of a GenBank genome assembly.